Messenger RNA from Trametes versicolor FP-101664 SS1, 972 nucleotides. Its product is annotated as 2-hexaprenyl-6-methoxy-1,4-benzoquinone methyltransferase. Gene Ontology annotation, molecular function: methyltransferase activity. The transcript is spliced from 3 exons. The record is from RefSeq and is a predicted model, not a curated record. Gene Ontology annotation, biological process: ubiquinone biosynthetic process. The coding region runs from base 1 to 972 and encodes 323 amino acids. Lineage: Eukaryota; Fungi; Basidiomycota; Agaricomycetes; Polyporales; Polyporaceae.
AUGCACCGGAGUCUCCGCCAGCUGAGGCCUCUCGUACCAAAAGCUCCCGUCCGCCUUAGCCCCCUCUCCCGGCAUAACCACCAGCAUGCUCCGUCAACGAGCUCGUCCUCGAGCGCAGCAGGUUCAACGCCCAACGUUGGCUCGAACCUGAGCAGCAGCCAGUCGCAGGGUGCGCGCACGACCCACUUUGGGUUCAAGACCGUGCCGGAGGGGCAGAAGGAGGACCUCGUCCGCAACGUAUUCGAGAGCGUCGCGUCCUCGUACGACGUCAUGAACGACGCCAUGUCCCUCGGCGUGCACCGGCUCUGGAAGGACGAGUUCGUGGCGCGUCUGCAGCCCGGCGCGCGUGGCGCCAAACGGUGCAUCGACGUCGCGGGCGGCACGGGCGACAUUGCGCUCAGGAUACUCGACUACGCGCGCGAGAAGCACGCAGACCGGGAGACGAGCGUGGACGUCGUCGACAUUAACGGGGAGAUGCUGAAGGAGGGGUUCAAGCGGUUUAAGAAGACCAUGUACCACAAUACUCCUCAAAUCGCGUUCAAGCAGGCGAACGCGCAAGCCAUGCCCGAGGAGGAGUUCCCCUCGAACACGUACGACCUGUACACCAUCGCCUUCGGCAUCCGGAACUGCACCUCCGUCCCCGACGUGCUCAAGGAGGCCUACCGCGUGCUCAAGCCCGGAGGCACCUUUGCAUGCCUCGAGUUCAGCCGGGUAAACAACCCGCUAUUUGGCACCCUGUACGACCAAUACUCGUUCUCGGUUAUCCCGCUCCUUGGCACUAUUCUCGCUGGCGACCGCGAGUCGUACCAGUACCUCGUCGAGAGCAUCCGCAAGUUCCCGCCGCAGCCGGAGUUUGCGAAGAUGAUCGCAGACGCCGGGUUCACGACGGGCGGCAUGCAUGAGGGCAAGGGCGGUACCUGGACGGACCUCUGGGGCGGCAUCGCCAGUAUACAUACCGGAGUCAAGUUAUAA